AACAAUCGCUUUAUAAAGCAAUUUCGCAAUAUAAAACACUAUAUAAUACAUUGACUCAACGAUACAGAACAUUUAUCAAACACUAUUUACUACUUCGAGCAUUAAUUAAGGAAAACUAUUUAUUUGUUUCUCACUAUUAAUCAUGAAAUUAGUAUCAGUGGUUAUACUAUUGUGGCUUGAGUUGAGCUGUACAUUCAGUCAGGACGAACCAAGCGGCAAUUUUGUAAAUGAAGCGCAGCGUGCACUGAAAAGGCAUCCGCAUAUUAAUGCGGUUACUAAUGACCUCCAAACAAGAAUAGGACUUGGAAGUGUUUUCUCACCUACCGGUCAGGGUCCGCAGGCGGUUUUGGCUCCCCUGAUAAAGUCCGUGCUGGAUUCUGUGAUUGCGGAAAUAGGAGCAAACAUCUCGGAAGCAUGCAUGAACAGCACCACACAGAUGCUGAAGGCAGCUUUUAACAGGGACCAAUGGGCAUUGAGAAUGAUCGAUGCCAUCGGAAAACCCCCAAGUGGCCUUCUAGACUUCAAUCUGCAGUGGCCCGGCAAUUACGACGAGUGUGUGGAGACACAGGUCAGCGUGUUGGACAACUCAACGGGCCUUGUCUCGGAACCGUUUGCAUCGCAGUACUGUAUAGCUAGCUUUGUGCUUGGUCAGAAUCCUGCUGCUGUCAUGACUGGAGGGUAUAUUAUUGUGAACAUUGGAAUGUGUCUGCCAGAUAAGUGUGACAAUAACUCCGCGUCUCUUGUUGCUCAGAGAUUGGUUCAGUUUAUUCCACUAAACAUCACGAAGUCAAUGCCGCCGCCAGGAAUGGUUUGCCAGGACAAUCAUCUUCCCUGGUCGUCCAGUGCAGUUGCAGCUAUAGUUUUAUGCUGUGUGUUCGCUGUGGUGAUGGCAAUUGCUACAGUCUAUGACGCACUUGGUGGCAAGUAUAGAGAUAAUGGAGCAAUAGAAACCGGUAGUCACAUACGAGAUGGACAUGCUUCCAAUGUUAAUGUUGCAAACGGUGCUGUUUCAAACGGAACGUACCAUAAGUUUGGAGAUGGACAUGCGAACGGUAGCUUCAUAUCAGACGCUCAAGACUUGUCAGCUGAACACGUGUCUCAUCCAAUGGCUGAUUUAACAAAAAAUAAACAGGACAUUCCAGCUAAUUCUACAAAAUACAAGCCAGGUGUAUUCGGUACAUUGUUGUUGUCUUUCUCCGUGUUGUCAAACGCCCGUAAGAUCCUGAACACCAAUCAGCCUUCGCAAACGCUUACAAGUGUCAACGGCAUUCGUUUUAUCAGUAUGACAUGGGUCGUUUUGGGGCAUACAUACGUUUUCGGUUUAGGUGUGGUUGGUAAUUUAGCAACUAUUCUACCAGAUUAUUUCAAACGCUUCACAUUCCAGGCAAUCCUUAAUGCAACUUUCUCUGUGGAUACAUUCUUUGUACUCAGUGGAUUGCUGGUUGCAUAUUUGACAUUGCGUGAAAUGGACAAGUGUGGCGGAGCUAAAAAGUUUAACUGGGGAUUAUACUAUUUUCAUCGUAUAUGGCGACUGACACCCCCAUACAUGCUGGUGAUGUUCGUUUACACUAGCUUAAGCAAGCACUGGGGAGACGGGCCUUUCUGGUCCCAGAACGGCUUCGAUCCUAAUGACUGUAACACCUGGUGGAUGAACCUGCUGUACAUCAACAAUUUCCAAGACUCACAAAAAAUGUGCAUGGGCUGGACUUGGUACUUGGCCAAUGACAUGCAGUUCUAUAUCAUCAGUCCUUUGAUACUUGUCCUCCUGUUUUAUUCCAGACUAGGAGGGGUCAUCCUAAGUGUAGCCUUUGUCAUUGGAAACUUCAUCUCCGCCGGCGUGUUGACAAAUGUCCAUAACUUCUCUGCCUCCAUCAUGCUGCGUAAUGAGGACGAAAAAGGAAACUCAUUCGAGCUACUUUACAUCAAGCCUUGGACCAGGAUCGGACCCUACAUUGUAGGAUUGCUGACUGGAUAUGUAUUGUACAAGACCAAAUGCAAGAUCACAAUGAGCAAGAAAGCGAACAUCACAGGGUGGACUUUAGCUACUGGGCUGGCUAUUGCAGUUCUCUAUGGACUGUAUUCGGAUGACGGAACUAUAAAGCUUAAUAAAGUCACGACGAUAUUCUACAACGCCACCUCUCGGACUGUUUGGGGCGCAUGCGUGGCCUGGGUGAUUUUUGCAUGCGCAACUGGAUAUGGAGGUCCAGUGAACGCCUUGUUGUCAUGGAAGGGGAUCGUUCCACUGAGCCGUCUCACGUACUGCUGCUAUCUCGUGCACCCAAUUGUCAUGUUGACAAAUUAUAACUCUCAACGACAAACAAUGUAUUGGUUUGAUUUAGAAGUGAGCUACAAGUUCCUUGGACACCUGUGCAUGACGUACGGGGUAGCAUUUAUUGUGUCGCUGGCGUUCGAAUCUCCGAUGAUGGGAUUGGAAAAAGUUAUCUUAGGUCGUGCCAAAAAACACUGAACUGAAUGGAGUGAUCAGGGCUAAUAGUCAUGUUAAAUAAAUAGUGCGAAGUUCUCAGUAUAUUACGAGGAAAAGGUCGAUUGAAAUUAAUGCACCAGCCGGUAUGUGCUUUAUUUGAAUUGGUGAUAUGUAACAUUUGUAUAGACCAGUAAUUGAUGCACAUAAUUCACAGAAACAGUUUAUUUAUGAUAAGCCGGAAACGGUACGUUUUGUACAUUCAUUACAGGUAAAUGGUAUAGGGAUGUGUGUCAAUUUUCUUUGAAAUGUAACAUUUUGUGAUCCGGUUCAAUUAAAAUUUGAAAUUAAGUCAUAUUGAAAUUACAUAACUUAAAUGUUUAUAGAGAAAUCAUCGAUUUAAAUAAAAACUGUCCUGUUA
Molecule: messenger RNA, 2843 nt
Organism: Dreissena polymorpha
Lineage: Eukaryota; Metazoa; Mollusca; Bivalvia; Myida; Dreissenidae
Product: nose resistant to fluoxetine protein 6-like
Exons: 17
Coding region: 143-2467 (774 amino acids)
Molecular function (GO): acyltransferase activity, transferring groups other than amino-acyl groups
Source: RefSeq, a predicted model, not a curated record